Molecule: messenger RNA, 2778 nt
Organism: Ascoidea rubescens DSM 1968
Lineage: Eukaryota; Fungi; Ascomycota; Saccharomycetes; Ascoideales; Ascoideaceae
Product: nucleoporin NUP2
Exons: 1
Coding region: 1-2778 (925 amino acids)
Biological process (GO): intracellular transport
Cellular component (GO): nuclear pore
Source: RefSeq, a predicted model, not a curated record
AUGUCUAAAAGAAAAGCUACUGUUCAAAUCAAUAGGGAUCAUAAGGGUUAUGAUUCUGAUGAUGGUGGUAAUUCAAUUCUUCCAGGAAUAGCCUCCAACGAAAUCUUGUCAAAGAGAAAAAUCUUGCAACCCAGAUCAAACAGAUCACUACAAUCAGGGGCAACCAGUAUAUCUUCUUCUCCAAUUUCCUCCUUCACCACUCAAAUCAAUUCAAAUCAAAACAGUACCAGUACUAAUGCUACUGCUACUGCUGCUGCCUCCACCUCCACUACCACCACCACUACUACUGCCACUACCUCACUAUUCACCUCAAAAAGCUCCCUGGCCUCAUCUUCCAUCCCUCAAUCUAGUCUUGAUCCGCCAAAGAAACCCAAUCCUUUUGCUAUAUUUUCUACUGAUUCUCCCAAAUUUAGUGCCUCUGAUAAUAAUUUACCAAAAAAGCAAAAGCCUUUUGCUAUUUUUUCUCCAAUUAACAACAACAAAAUUUCCAAUAAGAAUUUUACUCACAAAUCCACCUCUAAUGAUAACAACGAUUCCAAUAUCAAUAACGCUAAUACUACAGAUUCUACUAAUAAAAAUAUACAUUCCAACCUCAAAUCGUCACUCAAUGAAAACAAUAACAGCAACAACAAUAACAAUAACAACUCCUUUAAUCUACAAUCUUUAGAAAACCAAACCUCAUCUUCAGAAAACCCCCAAAAGAGCCCAUUUUCAAUGAAACCACUAGUAACUUCUGCUUCUUCUCUAAUCUUUAAUAAUAAUUCUAAAAAUAACAAUAUUAUUAAGAAAAAAGAUGAUGAAAACGAAAUCGCUACCCAGAUCAAAGCCCUCAACGACAAAUUCGUUGAAACUUUGGUCAUAUCUUCAAAAGAUGCUCCCUUGGCUAACUUGACUACCUACUGUGAAAAAUAUAUCAAAUACUAUAACGAUGUUAAAAAGGGCAAAGUGCUCUUGAAUUCAAACCCAAAUACAAUUUUAAAUUCAAUUCAAAAUUCAAUCAACAAUCAAAAUAAUCAAAAAUCCAUCAACAACAACAACAAUAAUAAUAAUAAUAAUAAUAAUAAUAAUAAUAAACUCCACCUAACUUCAAAUAAUAACGAAUCUAAAAAUCAAAAUAAUAACGAAAAUAACAACAACAACUCAACUGCCCUCACCUCAUUAACUAACACUCAAUCAACUUCGACUAAAAUUCCUUCCUCCGUUUUCAAUAGCGACACCACAAAGUCUAUUUUCCCUAAAAUACAAAAUAAAAUAAUACUAAACAAAAAAGAAGACCCUAAACCUGCCUUUAAAUUUCAAUACAACCCACCAAAUAAUAACGACAAUACUAACACCAAUAACACUACUAAUAAACCAUUUUCCUUAAAUUUCAAUAAAAACCCUACACCAUCCACAUUCUCAUUAAAUAAAGAUAGCUCAUCAAAUACUAAAAACCAAGAAAGUAUUUUUAACGUCCCCAAAUCUUCUUUUAAUUUCAAUUUUCCAAAUAAUAAAAAUACUGACAAUAACAACAGCAGCAACAACAACAACACUGAUACCAAUACUAACAAAUCAACCGAUUCAAAAAAAUCUUCACCAAUAUUUCCUACAAAAGACUUCACCUUUAACGUUAAUAAAGAAAUAAAAUUUUCUGGCUUCACUCCCUCAAAAAAUGAAAAGACCAACUCAGUUACUACUUCUACUAUUAACAACCCUUUUCCCUCAACUACUUCUUCAAAUAUUACAGAACAAACUCCUCAAAGCGAUAACCCCAAAAAUGAAAAUCAAAAACGAACAUCAGGUUUCGUUUUCAAAGCUCCAGAAAACAAAAAAUUCAAACCUAUUUUCAGUUUCCAACCUAAAAAAUUAUCUAAAGAAGAACAAGAAGAGGAACAAGAAGCCAAAAAGGGUCCUGCCUUUACAUUUGACAAAAAGAGCAUCGAAGUUAAAAAUCCAGUUUUCAAAUUUAAUACUGUUGAAAAGAAAAAUAAUAAUGAAGCUAAGUCUUCAACAUCUACUUUUGGUGGUUUUAAACCUGAGCUUUCUAAUAAAGAAGAUCAAAAAUCAAUUUUCUCAUUUGGUACGAAACCAAACCCAUUUUCCUUUGGUUCUAACAAUAAUAACAACAAUAACAAUACUAAUACUAAUACUAAUUUCAAUAAUAAAAAUGAAGAAAAAACACAAACGCCAAGUAGUUCAGUUUUUACAUUUUCAGCUCCAUCAAAUUCAACCAAUACUAAUAAAUUCAACUUUUCAUUUACUCCAGGAAACACUCCAACUACAGCUACUGGUUUAAAAUUUUCUUUUAAUCCACUUAGUUCCUCUUCAACAUCGACAUCGAUUGCAAACAAUGAACAAAAGAAUGAAAAAUCUGCAAAUACACCAAUAAGUGAUAAUAAUAACAAUAAUAACAAUAACAACAACAGCAAAAACGAAGAGAUAAUCAUUCCAGCUGGGGAAGAAAACCAAGAUGUUAAAUACAAUCAAAAAUGCAAAUUAUUAUUAUUCAAUAAAGAAGAACAGAAAUUCGAUAGUAAAGGUUUGGGUUUGCUUAAGAUAUUAUAUGAUUCCGAAAAGAAGAAAGCGAGAUUCAUAUUAAGAUCUGAAGGGUCUGAAAGAGUUUUGUAUAAUAAUUUCAUUAACAAAGAUAUCAAAUAUGAAAAAGUUAAUAAGUUUGUUAAAGUGCCUACACCAUUUAUUGACGAUAGUGGUAAAAGUGCAUUAGCUAUAUAUAUGUUUAGAGUUAAAGAAAUUGAUGCAUUGAUGAACUCUAUUAAUGAAGUUAAAGAAAUGAUUUAA